GACCGCUUCCGUGGGAGGUUCACUAGCGACGUACCUCUGGGUAGGGAUUCAUGACCAUCGUCCAUACACAAUCGAGAGAAACGCACCAAUUUCAGCAUUUUUUACAAUUCGUCCAUGUGCUGCAACUUGAACUAGGAUUUGUCACUGGCGACCCCGAGACGAUGCGUCACAACUUCAUAUCCUAUGAAAAGACUCCGGCUUCGUUGUGACGCGGGUCUCAUUGCAUCGCCCAUCAGUCGUCACCUCUUGUCCUUGGCUGUCUUUUGGCGGCUUGCCCUGCCCACCAUCUACCAUCUCGGUAUUUGGCCUCAAGAGUCAAUGGUGAUGGCCGGCAGGCUUAAAACGAAGAACGGGAUUCGGAGGACGGUCCGCGGUCAAACAUGGCCGUCUUACACGAUGCCUUAGUUCAGGGUCCGGCUCGGUGGAACGCACGCUUAACUACA
This is a messenger RNA of Colletotrichum godetiae, 443 nucleotides long. RefSeq lists its product as uncharacterized. The transcript has a single exon. The coding region runs from base 184 to 405 and encodes 73 amino acids. NCBI's taxonomy places the organism in Eukaryota, Fungi, Ascomycota, Sordariomycetes, Glomerellales, Glomerellaceae. The record is from RefSeq and is a predicted model, not a curated record.